This is a messenger RNA of Lathyrus sativus (Indian pea), 342 nucleotides long. The record is from the annotation of a GenBank genome assembly. NCBI's taxonomy places the organism in Eukaryota, Viridiplantae, Streptophyta, Magnoliopsida, Fabales, Fabaceae.
AUGAAACUCCAAACCCUAUUUCUUCUCACAGUUCUUCUCAUGGCCUCUGCGGCUGCAGCAAGGAAGCAACAUCAGCUGGGUGGUUACAGCCCCAUCACAAACAUCAACGAUCCUCACGUCAUCGAGGUCGCCAAAUUCGCCGUCACUCAGUACGACAAGCAAAGCGGUGCGAAGCUCAAGUUUAACAAGGUAAUCAAAGGUGAAUCUCAGGUUGUUGCAGGGACUAACUACCGCCUCACUCUCUCCGCCGGCGUAGGUUCCGUUUCGAAGAUCUAUGAAGCUGUUGUGUGGGAGAAGUCAUGGCUUCACUUCCGGAACCUUACUUCUUUUAAACCUCUGUAA